AUGUACAAUAAAGGGAAGGAUAGCUUAAAAGAAAUUGAGCAAGCGUUAAGCAAUCUCCGCGGGGAGAUCCACAGCGGACCGUCCAACACUAGAGUCCUUCGAUCGUAUGUAAAGUCUGGACUCAAAGUGCGGUUCGACGAUCGACCUCAAGAAUUUCUCAGUACGAAACCGACACUCAAGAAGAAGGUAGCGCCGAAAACCUCGUCGUUGAGUGCCUUACCGCCUAUAAUUAAUGCGUCAACUGAACCCCUCUCUUCGUCUGUGCGUCACAGGAGCAGCGAGAACCCCAAACCCACCACGACUCUGCGUCUAGAGAGCCCAUUUCAACGGGGUGGUGAGGCCAUCCGAGAUAGAAAAAAUGACGCGAAUGAAACUUCGGACGAAUUCGACAAAACUUCCGAUACCGCCAAACCGGAGGCCGACCACGCCGUUGACGGCCCCCAUCCCCAGAUCGACGCCUGCAUUGAUAAAGGCAUCGCGUUGUAUGACCAACUCUCCGCCGCCAUCGAAGAUUACAACGACAACGACGACGACGACUCUCAAGGAGUUUGUGGAGGGGGGAACGGAGUUGUCCAUUCGGGCCCGGAUGGGCUGCUCACGUGGAAAGUUCUGUCCUGCGGGGAAGGGCCACCCCACGACGAGGGGGCGGACGGCCCUGACGACGAAGGCCCUCCCGCAUCGCCGUUGGCGGGCGGCCGCGCGCACGGCCUUUGCACGUCUUUGAGGCCGAAGGGGCCGGCCUCCUCCACGGCGCCGUCGUCGCGUUCUUUGGGGCCUCGCGGCCCCCUGGCGAGGGAGGGGACCGCCGUGGCCGUGAGCCUGGCCGGGGUCUACGCCCAAACGCUCCAGCGCGAGGCCGUGGAGGCCAGGCGGCGGCGGCAGGCCGUGAAAGACGGCCCCCUCGAGGCCUCCACGGAUUCGGCGGAGCCCCCGCAGCCCCGGCGGGUGGUGAUCCAGGGGCCCUUCGCGCGAAUCACCGCGCCCGUCGGGAUCCUCUUUUGCCCGCAGUGCCAUCGAGGCUUCUCCGCCGACGUCUCGCGGGGGUCCGGGAAGGAUGGGGGGGAAACCAGCGCCUGCCCGUACUGUCCGGCGGCCGAGGAGCCGCCGGCGACUUCCCGGCCUCGGCCAUUUCCCGCCGCCCCAAACGCGAAGCCCGCGAUGUGUGAGGUGGGGUGUGGUAGUGGCGGCGAGGACGCGAACGAGGGCGAGGCGUCCUCGGCGAUGUCCCUGGGGACCCAUGAGAUGGUGCUUUCCGAGACCGUUGGCGAGGAGUUGGCGCAUGCGUGGUCGGAAUCCCUUAAAGGGCUAUACUUCUUGCACUUAUGGGAUGAAGCGACUCGUCUCCAGGCGUGA
Messenger RNA from Phytomonas sp. Hart1, 1353 nucleotides. Lineage: Eukaryota; Euglenozoa; Kinetoplastea; Trypanosomatida; Trypanosomatidae. The record is from the annotation of a GenBank genome assembly.